CUGAGAACAUUGUUAGGCUUACUGGGUUCUGCGUGAAUGAAAUAGUGGAGUAGUUCAUGCAGUUAGUAAUGCAGUAUGCCAUGGUCCAGUGGAGAUGUAGUGACAGUGCCAGCGCCGAGUGAAGAUAGACUGUGUGUGUUCUCUCCCCUCCGGACAAAGAUAACCCAUGCUUCAGUUGCACACAAAAGUUAUCUGCUCCUGAAGAAACUCGCUGCAUGUGUGCUCUGGCAAGUUCCGGGAUUGGCUAUGCCGUGAAUACAUGUAGCUGGUCUGAUCUUUGGAGGAAAGUCCACUGCUGUCAAUUUGUUUGUACAACUCUGCAUUGUUGGGGCUGAAUGCCUUUUAUUCCAGGGUUUUUAUCUCCGCGGAACAAAACGUGUUACUCUGGAGAACAAACGUGUGUUUUUUUUUUAACCCAACCUCAGAUAAUUCCCAGGAGUUUAGCAUGUUUGCCGAUCGUUUCUAGGCUUCUAUUUCUCUUUAUUUUGGAAGACAAACGAAGUUGCCUUUUGGACUAGCUGGGUGGCAAGUUGUGCCCGUCCCCUCCUAGGUGUAUUUUGUGACACGAGCUGGGAAACAUGGAUGGAAGAACUGCAGUUUGGAAUUUAUCUUCCAGAAGACAAAGGAUUGCGAAUAUUUAUCUUGUGUGGCUCAUCGCAGCAGUGUGCUGUUUCUGUCAGGAUCUCGUCGAAGCUGGCCAAGGUUGUUCUGAUGGCGUAACUGAAGGCUUUGAAGAUAAACACCGACUGGCAGCUUGCUCGGGAUCGUGGGAAGGUCACGUGGGCAAUGCCACUUCCUUGUGCGCGGCUGGUUGGGAUGUGUGCAGCUGGGUGGACGAGAGCAUACUGAACACGGUCACGUGGCCCGAAGCAGUGUCGCUGUCCGGGUGCUAUGCCUUCAAUGCGGGGCAAGACAGGGGGCAGUGUGGGCCGUGUGCAGACAGCAUUGAGCAGGAUGACAUGGGGGGCGUGGGCCGGGGGUGCCCGCACCAGAACCCCGGCCAGACCUCCUGCCUGGGCAAGGGACGGAUUGACGCCAGCUGCUGCAUGGAUGCCCUUGAUGGUGGUGGCGCAGCCUGCUCCUAUCGGCCGGGGAUCACCACCGGGGUGCUGUGCUGCAAGAAGUCAGAAAGGGCACCGGUCAUCCACACCCACCUUCCACCUGAAGUGAGCAUAAACGAGGGAGACGUCUUCACCUUGCAUUGUCACACUUCUGGCAGCCCCGCCCCUAGCAUCAAGUGGCUCAGGGAUGGCUCGCCGGUCGAUCUCACCGACAGAAGAGUCCAUCUGGCGCCCACAGGGACCCUGUACAUCACAAACGUAAAUCCAAUGGACGCUGGUCAGUACUCAUGCAUCAGGGUCAACUCAGCUGGCACAGCCAGGGAGGAUGCCUUCCUCCAGGUCAUCAGAAAGGCUCCCUUAGCUUGCAGCGACGGCUCCACAGAGGGCCUCGCCCACUUCCAGGAUGUGGCGGCCUGCGCCGGCUCGUGGAAGGGCCACGUCCGCAAGGGGAAGAUCCUGUGCGCGCCCGGCUGGCACGUCUGUGAUGCCCGGGAUGCUCCGCUGCUGGCCCGCGUCAGCUGGAAGGACGCCAACAGCGUGAGCGGCUGCUACGCCAUGAACAUUGCCAACAACUUUGGGACGUGUGCAAGCUGCACAGGGGACAAGUAUUCCAACAACAUGGCCGGCAUGGGCCGGCACUGCUCCAAGAGGCGGCGGAGACAGCCCUCGUGUCUUGGCGAGGGUCGCAUCGAUGUCUUCUAUGGCAAGCGGAAGCAGGGCGGGCCCAACUGCGCCUACCAGUCGGGGCUGGUGUCCGGCGUCGUGUGCUGUCAGCUGGUGUCGGAAAACAGGGACAAGGGUGAGCCUUACUGUCGUGAGAAGUGCGAGAAUGGUGGCACCUGCAUCGGAGGUGGCAGAUGUCAGUGUGCGAGAGGCUACAAGGGCGCCCUCUGUAAGAUCCCUGUGUGCGAGCCGGCCUGCGACGUGGGCAGCGUGUGCAUCAGGCCCGGCGUCUGCAGUUGCCUCAAGUUCACCGAUGACGGCCUGUGCGGGUCGGCCAGCCGGCUGAUGGGCAAGACCAAGACGAGGUUCAGAGGCAUCUGCAGGCGGAUCUGUAUGCACGGAGGCAAAUGCGAGUAUGGGGGCUGUUUCUGCCCUGCUACCACAAGAGGGCGCUACUGCCAACACGGUAAGAUUGUAAGGUCCUUUCAACUACAGGUAUCUCUGACUACGGCAACGUCUGUCACCAGCAUUAUCUACACAUUGGCAGAGACCUAGCUGGAGACAUGAAAUCAUGACUUGGCCUCCCCAGGUGGUUGAUGUUGUCCGUUUCCAACUUGCCAAUUUCCCCCCUCCCCCAGUCCAAAGUGUUAGGUACCUGCAAGGGGCUCUAAUGAACACUGAUAUUUCAAGUAGCCAGAAAAAAGGACGCAUAAAAUUUCAGUAUGAACCGUCAAGAGUAAAAAGUUGUUCAGAACAAUAGUAUGGAAUCUUCAACCCCCACCUUACCAAAAAUGUUUUAAAAAUAAAGAAUACGACAUGAUUUCCAUCAUAGGACGUAGAGUUCCACUACAGCAUAAAUUUAACCUAGCGUGGUUUACUCUAGGACGCAAAAGGAUUGGCAAAUAUGACUUGCAGAAAUAUCUGAACAUUUAGUCGUUUAGAAAUGAAAACGAAAAGAACAUGCACGCUGUGCCACAUGAUUUCUCUGAUCCCUCGAGCCGACGUUUCCUGGAUUUAUAACACAUUGGAGUCCCAUUUACUUCAUAUCAACGAGGCCACAUUGGAUGCCUUUAAGCAUUUCUGGCCUUGUGCCAACGGACCAGUGGGAAAUAGCCGCACAUGAUUACACAUGCACGCGUGGGAUUCUCCCCCGGUUUAACCGGGAGGCCUGCGAAGAGAUAAGGGCUAAGGAAGGAAGCGUCGACCUUUAGCAGCGGCGGAAAAUCCCAGGGAGUUUAGCCGGGGAGCCGGUGAGCCCAUGUAAGGGGCUGCAAACCAGUUCAUGACUUCAUAGGACUUGUAGGUCCAUGUUCGGUAACCAACUGUGGAUGCCAGAGGUUAAAGAAUUGGAACUAAUAUGCUGUGCUGAACUGUAUCUACGUAUAUCUUACUGACAUCUUUAGUACCACAGAUAUAGGAAAUAUGCCUGCCGUUCAGAAACACAGCCAAGGGCCUCGUAUGUUUGUACAAUGGGAGGCACAGUGCAUCUGCCAUUACUGGGGAUUUCCUGCGUGUCGGUUUUUAUGUACCUGGAUUUGUCGAGUCACGCAACACCAAAACUCUUUCAACUUGACUUGGUGUAAUUAAGCCCUGUGUAAAUCAACUGGCUGCGGCCGUGGCAGCCAAUGGCUUCAAUGGGUGCCUUGGUUAUUUCCAUCCACAGCCACAACAUUCAGAGGCAGCAUGACAUGUCAAGCAUCUAGGGUGGUGCUUGUUUCAUCCGCACCCCUGUCUGUAAUUCAAGAGUG
Messenger RNA from Acanthaster planci (crown-of-thorns starfish), 3472 nucleotides. RefSeq lists its product as uncharacterized. Gene Ontology annotation, molecular function: cell-cell adhesion mediator activity. NCBI's taxonomy places the organism in Eukaryota, Metazoa, Echinodermata, Asteroidea, Valvatida, Acanthasteridae. Gene Ontology annotation, cellular component: plasma membrane; axon. The record is from RefSeq and is a predicted model, not a curated record. Gene Ontology annotation, biological process: axon guidance; homophilic cell-cell adhesion; dendrite self-avoidance.